CUGUUAUCCUGACCUGACCUAACUUGACCCCUUAGAUCAGCUGCAGUGCACCCGAGAGAGGUUCCUCAUGGCGUGUCAGGCGAUUCACUGGAAACGGCCUUUAAUAAGAAGAAGCGAGACGCGCAUGUCUUCUGGAUUGAAAGCAUUACUGAUCUGCAGACACAGAUACGAGUCAUCCGAGCUUUCCAGUCCGGGCUUGAAGACUGUGUGGACUCGGAAAAAACUUGUCGAGACAGAAAGCGAAACCUGGGAGGUCGUCAGGGAGGAACCAGAGCAGCAGAACUCGACCGCGACUCCAUCGAUCUCUUCAUUGACUCCGAAGAGUUUAACAUGCCGGAAAUCGCCGGAUCCCGAUAGAGGAGCCCUCUUGAUAAAGGUACAGGAGGUGGACAGCCAGUCACACUCGAGGAGAAGAGGACUUCCACCCCUGAACUUGAACUAAAUAUGCCAGUGUUAAUGCCCAUGGGACGUGUUCAAUGAACAGUGAGCCACGUUCAACACCCAUGGGACAUGUUCAGUAAUCAGACAAACUCUCUGUUGUUGUACAAAUAUUAUAUACUUUAUGUGAAGCGCCAAACCCGUGUAUCAUUCAUCACAAGGGUAGUGGUAAAGGCUCGAUCCUCCGUCCAUUAACUGAGAGACAGACACUAACUGAAGGACUUUAGAGUGCACUGGUGGCCCUAUCAAAGCCUCACAUUUAGACUAAAAUUUUUCAAACGAUGUCUGAAAAUAAUAUAUGCAAUGUAUCUGCCAUAUAAAAUAAUUGUAAAAAUAUUUUAUGAUUAUCACUACAAUUAAAAUUACAAUACUUCAAAUUCAUUUUGCUACAAACUUGAAUUAACAUUGAAGCUGGUCUUUCAAUUCUUUUAUUUGCUUCUUUUACUGUUAGGCUUCUCAUAGUGAGCACAGUGAUUCAAGUACAGUAUUUAUUUUUCAUGCAAGACGAAAGGAAAGUAUUUCUCUGAAUAUUCAUGGUUCACUGUACCUAGUGGAUGGAGUAAUCAUAUUCUGUAUGGACACUCUUAACUUAAAACAUUUCCUGACAUAAUGUGAUAGCUAAAUGUAAAGAAAAAAACUUCUUAAUUGAUUAAUCACGCCUUUCUUUGUAAUCUCUCCAGACACGGUGGGUCAAUUGUACAAUGCAAAGGCAACACUUGGGUAUCUUCAAUGAGGAAACGUUUCGCCAAACAGUGGCUUCAUCAGUCCAUACAAAGGAGAAUGGUAAAGAACAGGAAGAGUUUGAGGUAAUCAGUCCCUCAGCCUUGAGUCGAUGUGGUUAGUCCAUUAAUCUUCCUGUUUUUCACCAUUCUCCUUUGUAUGGACUGAUGAAGCCGCUGUGUGGCGAAACGUUUCCUCAUUAAGGAUUUCCAAGUGUUGCACAUGUGUCUAAUUCAUCAACUUGUCGGUUCUCUGAACCAUUCAUCUACAUUCACUAUGAAAAGGGUUUACCCGGUAAGCCUAUUAUAUUUUUCUGUUAACCAAUGGCUGUUUGUAUGCAUUCCAUAUUAAUAUAAUUGUGUUUUUAGUUGUUUUAUAACACUUAAUUUCCUGCGUAUGCUGCAGUUUGUAUUAUCGCAUAAGAUGCGUUUCUGGUAUGGGUGUGUUUAAGAGGUAUUAUCAUAACUUUUCUCUGACAAUCAGCUCGAGGAAGAAACUUUACAACGCAUCAUUAUCGUAUCCACAUUAUUAUCGCAUCCGAGACAAUCAGGUUUUCAUGCAAGGAGGAUAAGCAGUGUUAAUUCUUUGGAUCAAAUGCCUUUCGCCGGCGUCAUGGAAACCCCUCUUCCCCACCGCACUGUUUCCAGAGCCGAAAGGAACGUUUGAGGGACAGUAAUUCAGUAUUUAUUGUUGAAAUGCGGAUUACUAUACCACAGUGCGUACAAAUAAAACAUUUUCUGAAGAUGACGGGCUGGUCCAUGAUGCUUUGUAGUAAGUUGCUGAAAUUACUGAGAACGUGAAGAAAAAUUUUGUUUUUAUUAUGACAUCAAAACAAUAUCCUGUGCCGAACGAGUUUGUCAGCUAACUAAACCUGCUUGGUAUUAAUAUAUUGGUAUUAAUAUAUUAAAAAUAUCAAGUGCUAAACCCGUAUUGGUACUAAAAGUGCUCAAAAUGUUACUCUCAUCCGACACUGGUAUAUGAUCGUCUGUGACAGGUUUAGCGAUUAUCAAGACGAUCAGGUCUGCUGCUCGGGUGUCACGUUCUUCACACAGUAUAAUCUACUACCAGGUUCAUCAGUCAUCAGAAAUGUUGUGGUUAUUUUUAUAAGGCAAAGCAUGUAUU
Molecule: messenger RNA, 2280 nt
Organism: Cherax quadricarinatus
Lineage: Eukaryota; Metazoa; Arthropoda; Malacostraca; Decapoda; Parastacidae
Source: RefSeq, a predicted model, not a curated record